CGAAACUGGAGGACAUCAUACUGGAGGAAACAUUGCUGAAAUCUCCACUGCAUGUUCAAUUAAUCUUGUGUGUUGACUUUUGCUAAGCUAAGACACAAUUCCACUGUGUGUGUGUGUGUGUGUGUGUGUGUGUGUGUGUGUGUGUGUGUGUGUGUGUGUGUGUGUGUGUGUGAGCUUGUCCUUAUUUGGCAGAGUGAGGUUCAGCUCUGUGUCUUCUAGUAGGCUACAGAACUUUUGAAGACGCUGAGUUCAUCUCUCACUGAGUGACUCAGACGUCUCUGCUUCUGAAGAACGUACGACACAAACUGCUUUACGACCUUCUAUUCCAAGAACUGUGGCUCUCUGUGACAUUAGCGGGGGUUUCGUACUCACACACUACAGCUCUAGAAACCAGAACACACAGUGCAGUCAUGGCUUCAUCAUGGCUUCGUUCGUUUCUCCUAUGCUGUUUGCUCACUGGAGCUCAAAUCGUUCUGGGUUUCAAUAACACAAUACCUGAUUCUCCUUCUGUCGAUCAAACAUCAUCUCCAGUCAGACACGGCACGAGGAGCAAGGCGAGAAAAGUCACUCCUGCUCCUACAAAACCUUCUGCCAGGAUCUUCUCCACCAGAACAAAGCCCACGGUGGCCCACUUCACCACUGAAGAUCUGGAAGAGAAGAUUGAGCCCAACCUGGAGAAAUGGCUGUGGGGGAAAGGAGAAAGGGAUGAGCCAAGCGAGUCAGAAUGCCCUCCACUGGGUUUGGAGAGUUUAAGAGUGAUAGAUGCCCAGCUACAGGCCUCGUCAUAUAAACGCAGAGGUCUUGGACCCCAUCGUGGACGACUCAACAUCCAGUCUGGUAUUGAGGACGGGGACAAUUACGAUGGAGCUUGGUGUGCAAUGCAUGAAGACAAGAAACAGUGGUUUCAGGUGGAUGCUUUGAGAGCCACUCGCUUUACGGGGGUCAUCGUCCAGGGCCGCAAUUCCAUCUGGAGCUGGAAUUGGGUGGAAAGCUUCAAGGUGCAGUUCAGUAACGACUCUCUCAGCUGGAAGCCCUGCAUGAAUGGGACACAACAAGCGGUGUUUGAGGGGAAUCGAGACACCGACACUCCGGUGCUGGCCAUCUUUCCUGACCCUGUGGUUGCGCGGUUCAUUCGGAUCAACCCGCAAACCUGGUUUAAAAAUGGAACCAUCUGCUUACGUGCAGAAGUUCUUGGCUGUGCGCUACCGGACCCAAAUAACAUUUUUCAAGCGCUAGUGGAAACACGGGACAAACUGGACUUCAGACAUCACAAUUACAAGGAAAUGAGGAAGCUGAUGAGGUCCGUGAACGAGGCUUGUCCGGACAUCACGCGCAUCUACAGCAUCGGAAAGAGCCACAUGGGCCUAAAGCUGUAUGUGAUGGAAAUCUCGGAUAACCCGGGCAAGCACGAGCUGGGUGAGCCGGAGUUCCGUUACGUGGCAGGGAUGCACGGGAACGAAGUUCUGGGACGAGAGCUGCUGUUGAACCUGAUGCAGUACAUCUGUCAGGAAUACAAACAGGGCAACCAGCGUGUAGUCCAUCUGGUUAAAGAGACUCGCAUCCAUCUGCUGCCCUCUAUGAACCCUGAUGGCUACGAGAUGGCCUACAAGAAGGGAUCCGAGCUAGCCGGCUGGGCUCUGGGUCGUUUCAGCUACAAAGGCUACGACAUGAACAACAACUUCGCCAAUCUGAACUCCGUGAUGUGGGACUCCAUGGAGCUGGAGACGGACAAGUCCAAACUCAUUAACCAUUACAUCCCCGUUCCCAAACAGUACACAUCAAAGGACGCUUUGGUUGCCCCGGAGACUCGUGCUGUGAUCAGCUGGAUGCAGUCCAUUCCCUUCGUACUGAGCGCCAACCUGCACGGCGGUGAGCUGGUGGUAACGUACCCAUUCGACAUGGCGCGUGACUGGGCUGCCCGCGAACACACCCCAACCCCGGACGACAGCUUCUUCCGCUGGCUCGCCUCCGUCUACGCCAGCACCAACCACGCCAUGUCCAAUCCACACCGACGGCCAUGCCACAACAAAGACUUCACUCGGCAAAACAACAUCGUCAAUGGCGCUAACUGGCACACGGUUCCAGGAAGCAUGAACGACUUCAGCUACCUGCACACCAACUGUUUCGAGGUGACGGUGGAGCUGUCAUGUGAUAAAUUCCCUCAUGCCAACGAGCUGCCCAUCGAGUGGCAGAACAACAGAGAGUCGCUGCUGGUCUACAUGGAGCAGGUCCAUCGAGGCAUUAAAGGAGUCAUAAAGGACAAAGACACCAAGGCUGGAAUUGCAGACGCCAUCGUUAAAGUGGACAACAUUGACCAUCACAUCCGAUCCGCAUCUGAAGGGGAUUACUGGCGUCUCCUGAACCCCGGGGACUAUGAGGUGACAGUGAUGGCAGAUGGAUACGUGCCGGUCACACGAUCCUGCAGGGUGGAAUACGAAUACUACCCGACCAUCUGCGACUUCAAAUUGUCCAGAGUCCUCAAACCAAGGCUGCGUGAGAUCCUCGUCAAGAAGAGGAAGAUCUCCAAACAGCUCCAGCUCCGACUGCGUCAGCUGCGUCUGCGCAAACUGGAGAGAAACGCAAAACAGCGUGUUAGUGAUAUUUGACCUAUGUCUGGAAGUCAAGUUAUUAAAAUAACAAAAAUGAAAGAGGAAGCCCUUAUAUUCACAACUGUGCGUUAUUUCACGUAAGAAUGAUUUAUUUUAUUUCCAAAGGAAAUUUUUGUUGCUUUAUUGCGUUGUUUAAUGGAAAUUUCAUGUAAAAAUUUAACAUGAACAGAUAAAUGUCACUUGUGCAGUCCAACUUUAAUUCUUUAAUUGUUUACGGUCCGUAAAGUGAAAUAUCAAUUGAUAAUUGAUAGUUGAUGAUAGUUGACAUUUUAACAUGAAUUUACCACGAAAAUCAACCUGUAAUUAUUUUAUUGGAAUAAAUUGUCUGUUGAGAAAUGUUUUAAUUCAUUAAAGAGAAAUAAAGUUACAGAAAAUAUAACCAAAACAAAAAAAACAUGUAUUAUAC
Tachysurus fulvidraco (yellow catfish) is the source of this 3015-nucleotide messenger RNA. It is a transcript of the gene cpxm1b, whose product is annotated as carboxypeptidase X (M14 family), member 1b. Lineage: Eukaryota; Metazoa; Chordata; Actinopteri; Siluriformes; Bagridae. Gene Ontology annotation, biological process: proteolysis. The transcript is spliced from 15 exons. The record is from RefSeq and is a predicted model, not a curated record. The coding region runs from base 411 to 2606 and encodes 731 amino acids. Gene Ontology annotation, molecular function: metallocarboxypeptidase activity; zinc ion binding.